AUGUCGUUAGGUGUCAAUCGUCGCUCCCAGCCAGCGUAUAUCGCUUCAAUCUUCGAGGUCCAUGCUCAAGUUCCUGCCACUGUGAACGCCGCGUAUGGUUUCCAAUCCGUAACUUCUGGCCUGAACUGUGCAGGUAUCGACGGCAAUGCCCCUCUAGAGCACGAUCUCUUAAUCACUUACUACGCGGCACAAGGUGUAGGUUUAGCUGUCGGCAACAUGCAUUACACCUCUGGCAAAUUCUUGCCGUUGAACGGCGACGCCGUGCCUCGCUUAGUCACCGAACUCAGCCAUCACAUCCCUGCCGGCGACGCGGACACUUUUUCUGGCUGUUUGACUAACAAUGUUGCUCUCAACUCCAUCGGAAUCGUUGUCAGCAAGCGAGUCCUGCACAAGGAGGCACACGAGGGUAAACCGACCUGUGUUUUUCUAAUGCGACACACAGAUUACAAUCCCAUGACUGGGAAACUCUGCGAAUUCUUAUUGGAGUAUUGGUGUCGUCCCGUACGCAACCUGGCGAAAGCUCUCAACAUAAUACAGUUGGGCAAAGAGAUGAGCAUUCACGGUUAUAUCGCUGGCAAGAACAUCCAAUCCGAGGUAAUUGGUGGUAAAGAGGUGUAUUCACUUUCCGUUGCCACCGGCCACGAGAGCAUCAGGGCAGGUGCCACUCUCACCACUCCGACUGCUACUCGAUUGACCAAAGGUGGGAGGGUGCGACUCCAACGCCCUCCAACUCUGAUUGCCCCCGGCAUCUCAACUGUGAUGUCUAAGCCGACUGCCGAAGACCAGGCUGCGCUAGCGUCUUACUUACAUCAGGUGUCCACACCAGCUGGUGAUGAGAAUGUCAACAUACUGGCGGAUGCCAACGCAGCAGGUCCAAUCAAUCCACAACCCAACGCUCAACGAACCAAGCGCGUAAACAAAUUGGUGUUCGGUGAUCUACUUAUUGCUUGUCCCACUUGGCCUACGCUCGCUAAGCACGUUGAUCCCAUUGCCACCUGGGUUCACCUUUGUAGCGAUCCCAUACCCCCUGCAUUACCCAGGAUUUUAAUUGCAAACGCCAUCUCAGGCCUUGAAUACACAGCUGCCAAGCGCCGGCUUGAGUGGCCAGUUAUUGAUUCAGUCGCUGAUUGUAUCUUGGGCAGCCGCGAUUUUUGGUCACGCCCAUGA
Messenger RNA from Melampsora larici-populina 98AG31, 1167 nucleotides. RefSeq lists its product as uncharacterized. The record is from RefSeq and is a predicted model, not a curated record. NCBI's taxonomy places the organism in Eukaryota, Fungi, Basidiomycota, Pucciniomycetes, Pucciniales, Melampsoraceae. The transcript is spliced from 6 exons. Bases 1 to 1167 code for a protein of 388 amino acids.